AAAGACACCAAUACGACUAGCAUCCAAUCGAUGGUUUUCAUCUCACCAUCGAUCACACUCUAUCCUUCAGGCGCAGAGUUGCCUCAGAUUGGUUUUGGCACCUGGAAACACGUCGGUCCCCAGGCAACAGAAGCAGUCUACAGUGCUCUGAAAGUUGGAUACAGGCUCAUAGACUGUGCCGCAGAUUAUGCAAAUGAAGCUGCUUGCGGUGCAGGCCUCCGGAAGGCGAUUGACGAGAACAUAGUUUCGCGCUCCGAUGUCUGGGUUGUCUCCAAGCUCUGGAAUACCUUCCACCACAAACAGCAUGUACGAGAGGCCGUCUUGAAGUCAUUAAAAGACUGGGGCGUGGAAUAUUUUGAUCUCUAUUAUGUGCAUUUCCCUAUUUCCCUCGCUUACGUCUCCACAAAGGAGCGUUAUCCGCCUGGCUGGUUCUUCGAUGACAAGCAGACGCAAGUGAUCCAAGAUCCAGUCCCUCUAUACGAGACAUGGCGUGCUCUCGAAGAGCUUGUCGACGAAGGACUCAUUCGACACUUGGGCAUCUCGAAUAUGAGCAGCGUCAUAGUUACCGAUCUCUUGAGCUAUGCCAGAAUCAAGCCUGAGGUUCUCCAAGUUGAGAUUCAUCCGUACAAUGCUCAGCCCAAGCUUCUCGGUUACGCCCGCACCCAGAUGCUAGCAGUGACUGCUUAUUCCUCCUUCGGCCCUCUCGGCUUCCGGGCUCUCAACAUGCCCAAAGCCCUUGAUGCGCAGCCCUUGUUCACUCACCCCGUGAUAACUGAGAUAGCUGCCAACCACCAUGACCACAGCAAAGGCUUAAACGGCAAGGUGCACAAAUCCGCGACGCCUGCUCAGGUGAUCCUGAAGUGGGCGUUGCAGCGCGGCCUGGCCGUCAUACCGAAGAGCGAUGAUCGCCUUCGAAUGGAAGAGAACAUACGCGUUGGACUAGGCGUCGGCGGGACGGAGGGCGAAUCCUCCGAGGGAGGCUUCGUCCUGAGCAACGAGGAGAUGGAAAGGAUCAGCCGCUUGGACAUAGGGCUGAGGUUCAACGAUCCAUCUGAUGAUUUCGGAUGCUACAUCUUCUGUUGAGUGCCACGAUUGUGACGGUCUUAAGCUCUGCAUGCCGCUCCAGGGUAUGAUGAGGAGAACGUGUAAGACUAUGUGCUGCUGAACUAUGAUUACUGUAUUGUGCAUUAUAACCCCUAGUAUACAAGCUACCUGCUGCGCUGUCUUUGAUGACCAAUGGCUGGCAUGGAAAUACUAUGUUGAUUCUGUC
Molecule: messenger RNA, 1270 nt
Organism: Gloeophyllum trabeum ATCC 11539
Lineage: Eukaryota; Fungi; Basidiomycota; Agaricomycetes; Gloeophyllales; Gloeophyllaceae
Product: NADPH-dependent D-xylose reductase
Exons: 5
Coding region: 31-1083 (350 amino acids)
Cellular component (GO): cytosol
Molecular function (GO): aldose reductase (NADPH) activity
Source: RefSeq, a predicted model, not a curated record